GCUAUCGCCAAACUGGGCUGGGAAGAACCCACAGCGAUCCAAGAAAAAGCGAUCCCUUUACUCUUGAAUGGUAAAGAUGUUCUAAUGAGGGAAGAACCGGGUCUGACAGAAAGCUCUGAAGGAGUGAAAGCUCUCAUAUUGGCUCCCAGCAAAGAAUUGUGUAAUCAAAUUCAUGCUCACAUUUUACAGUUGACGUGUAAGUGCUCCCGGGAUGUUACUUGCGUUGAUUUAUCGCCGCAGGUCGACGUCUCCAUUCAGAAACCUCUUCUCUUAGAAAAUCCUCAAAUAGUUGUUGCAACCCCAGUUCGUGCACUUCUGCAUCUCAAGUCCAGUAAUUUGUCGCUGAAAAAAAGUUUAGACAUGUUGGUCAUUGACGAAGCUGAUCUCAUGUUUUCUCUUGGAUACGAAAAUGAAGUGAAAGAAGUUUUAAAUGGUAAACGUAAAAAGGAUAAAGAAUCCGGGGUUGCUCGAGGUAUUGAUUUUCAGUAUGUAACAUCAGUAAUUAAUUUUGAUUUUCCAUUGGAUGUAGCAGCGUACGUGCAUCGAGCUGGAAGAACUGCUAGAGGUACCAACAAGGGCGUUGUUCUAUCAUUUGUCAAUUUACGAGAACAAUCAUUGAAAGAUGAAGUUGAAGAUUACAUCAGAGAGGGUCUUCGUGAAACGACUGAAAUUUUCCAGCAAUAUAAAUUUAAUCUUCAGGAAGUUGAAGGUUUCCGAUAUAGAGCCAGAGAUGCAUGGCGUGCUGUCACCAGAAUUGCUGUGAGAGAAGCACGACUGAAGGAAAUAAAACAAGAGAUUUUCAAUUCCAAAAGGCUAAAA
Molecule: messenger RNA, 819 nt
Organism: Ilex paraguariensis (yerba mate)
Lineage: Eukaryota; Viridiplantae; Streptophyta; Magnoliopsida; Aquifoliales; Aquifoliaceae
Source: the annotation of a GenBank genome assembly